Molecule: messenger RNA, 2865 nt
Organism: Motacilla alba alba
Lineage: Eukaryota; Metazoa; Chordata; Aves; Passeriformes; Motacillidae
Gene: EPOP
Product: elongin BC and polycomb repressive complex 2 associated protein
Exons: 2
Coding region: 751-2724 (657 amino acids)
Source: RefSeq, a predicted model, not a curated record
CUUUUUUAUUUCCAUUUUCCCCUUUUUUCCCUUGUAACAAAGAAUUCGAACAAAAAAAGGACAAGAAGUGAAUAAAGACGAUGUGCGAGUAAAACAAAAAAGGGAAAAAAAGAAGAAUACAACUCUCUCCUAACUCUCUUUUUCUCCACCGCUGUUACUGUGGACGCCAGCUAAUAAAUACAAUUAAUUAGCAAUUAAUUAAAAAGCUGCAGGAUGAAUUGUGGCCGAGGCGAUGACUUCGAACAAGCCGCCUAGAAGGAACAUUUUUCACGCUUUAUUAGAAAUAUUCCUCCACACACCCAUCCCAGAGGAAUCCACAUUUGGGAAGGCGCAGCGACCUCUUCAACCAACCCAAAAAACCGGCGAAAAAUCCAUUUAAACCGCGGAAACAAAGCGGAGGCGCCCGCGCUGCCGCCGCCUCGGAACCUCGGGGGCAGACGAGGAGCCGAGCCCCGGAGCAGGAAUUGGGUGUUCGGGAGCUGCUGCCAAGCCUCGGCCGGAGCGUUUGAAAGCGACAUCGGCUUUUUGGGGGAUUUUUUUUUGUUGUUGUUUUUUCCCCCCUCUUUUCCAUGUUUUUUUUUCACCUCCCCUCCCCCUCCGGCCCCUCUCCGGAGGGAUGUGUGUGAUCAGCGAGUGGAAACACAAAUGUCCUGAUUUUCCAGAUUUUUCCUGCCCCUCUUUGAAAGGGACAAAGUAAAAAAAAAAACAACAAACCAAACCAAACCCAACCAAAAAGCAAACCUCGCCGAAAUGUUCCUGACCUGCGAGGGGACCUUGGGGGUCGUUCCGGCCGCCGUGGACUACGCCGUGCAAGCCCGGCCGGGCCCUUUCCACGCCGGCUACCAACAGAUCGAGGGCAUCAACUUGGGCUACUUACAGAUCAACGGCACGCAGAUGUUCGCGCUGGCCCAGGUGCUCAGCGACCUGUUCAAGGACAUCCCCAGGACCACCAUCAGCAAGAAGAUGGAGACCUUAAAAAUCAAGAGCCGCCGCUGCGACCUGGCCGAGCUGCGGACCCUCAAGGCCAUCAACUCGGUGCCCACGCGCGCCGUGAAGUGCUCGCUCAUCUCCAAGGCGGACCUGGAGGCUCUCUGCACCUCCUGCAAGAGCCUCCGCCGGAGGAAGAGGAGGAGGAAGAGCAGGAGAAGGGAGCAGCUGCUGCUGCCGGGCCCCGGGGAGUUCCUCCCCUGCCCGCGGCCCCCGCCCUGCAGAGCCGGCGGCUGCUGCGGUGCCCCCGGCCGGGCCGUGCCGCCCCCCGGCCCGCAGCCGCUCCAGCCCGCCCGGGGGGGGCUCUUUGCGGGCGUCCUGGCCGGCUCCCCCCGGGACCUGGCGCUGCUGCACCCCGCGGCCGCGCAGCCCUGCGCGCUCCCGGCCGCGCUCGGCGCCGCGGGCCGGCACCGGCGGGGCCCGGGCUGGCCCCGGGGGCUCCUCCCGCCCGCAGCGGGGCCCGCGGCCGCCAGGAAGGGCCGGUGCCGCGGCUUCCCCGCCUCCAAGCGCCAGGGAACGUCCGCCGGCUACUCCAGCGACUCGGACUCCAGCCUGGACCUCGCCGCGUCCAGCCCCGCCACCUCCAGCGACUCCUCGGAGGAGGAGGAAGAGGAGGAGGAGGAGGAGGAGGAGGAAGGGGACAGCUCGUGCAGCAGCGAGGAGGGCAGCUCCUCGGAGUCGGAGAGCAGCUCGCUGUGCAGCGGGGACUCGGUGCAGAGCACGCGGUACCGGCAGGCGGCCCUGCCCCGCUUCCAGCCCCCCCGGGAGCCGCUCGGGGAGGAGCCCCCCCCGAGCAAAGCGCCGCGCCCCGACCCCGAGCUGCUCUUCCUCUCGCAGCACCUCUGGGCCCGCACCCUGCGAGCGUCAACUUCGGAAAGUUUGAGCGCGGCCGCAGCGCCGGGGGCUCAGCCGGGGCUGUACGCGAGGCACGAGGCCUCCCCUGCCUCCUCCUCCUCCUCCUCCUCCUCCUCCUCCUCCUCCUCCUCCUCCUCCUCGCCCCCUCCCUCCCCGAGCCGCAGCACCCCCGGGGGGGCCCCGCCGCAAAAGGAGCGCGGCUUCGGGGACGCCGGCGGGAAGGAUUUGCACAAAGAUGCCUCGAACAAAAGCUCCUCGUCAGAGCGGCCCGGCGGAGCCUCCCCGGGGCCGGCGCCUUCUCCCGAGCCGGCCCCGGAGCUGCGGGCGAGCCCCGCCGCCCCCGGCGAGCCCCGGCCGGAGCAUUUCGACCGCUUGAUCCGCCAGUCCAAGCUGUGGUGCUACGCCAAGGGGUUCAACGUGGACGGGAAAGGUUUGCGGCACGGCCGGGGGGGCCCGGAGCCCUGGCGGGGAGCGGAGCUGCGCUUCCAGCCCCGCGGAGCGACCGAGAGCCCCGCGGCGCUGCGGGGCCGCCAGGACGGCAGCGCCAAACGGCGGCGCCUGGCCAGGGUCACCGAGAGGCAGCGCGGCCCCGCCAAAGCCAGGCCGCCCAAAGCCCCCCGGAGGAAUUCCAGGAAGGGAAACGCUCCCUGCAAAGCCGGCCCGCUUCGGAAUUCCUUCAGCCUGAUGGGCAACUUCCCCUGCACGCCCUCGCUGGUGGUGGGCGAGGACGGGGACCUGUGCCCGGCCUCGUCGCUGGGCGGCAAGAACUCCUGGGCGCUGUCCAAGACGCACCCGCUGUGGCGGUGGCACCUGGGGGGCAGCGCCAUCCCCGUGCCCCCCAGCCUCAAAUUCCGCGGCUGCGGCGGCCCGGAGGAGCCCUGAGGAGCGCGGGAGGCGCCUGGGAGCGGAGCGGGGUCGCCGCAGCCCCGCGUGGGGAACGGGCUGCCCGGAGCCGCGCGGGGACCGGGGCCGGUGUGGGGCUGAUUUGGGGCCGAUUUGGGGCCGAUUUGGAGCUGUUUUGGG